Oppia nitens is the source of this 4056-nucleotide messenger RNA. Its product is annotated as NPC intracellular cholesterol transporter 1-like. Gene Ontology annotation, cellular component: membrane. The record is from RefSeq and is a predicted model, not a curated record. Bases 133 to 3963 code for a protein of 1276 amino acids. Gene Ontology annotation, molecular function: lipid carrier activity. Lineage: Eukaryota; Metazoa; Arthropoda; Arachnida; Sarcoptiformes; Oppiidae. The transcript is spliced from 11 exons.
CGAUUGUUAUUCACAUUCAUUGCUAUGACUCGAGUGUCACCAAACAGUUGACUCGAUUUGUUAUAAUUAGUUUGAAACUCAUUAUAAUAACUGUUUGUUUAAAAAACUGUUUGAAAUCUCAAAUGAUUUGAAAUGAUGUCUAAAAUAUUGAUUCAAAGUUUUGUGUUAUUUAUUGUGAUAUUAAUUAAGUGUCAUAUAGUGGACAGCAGUUGUGUAUUUAAUGGCUAUUGCGGUGAUUGUCACAACUGUAUUGUUGAAGAAUCGCCGAUCCCGUGUGCGGUCAACAUAAAACCGAUGACAUUGAACACGACAUCAAUGGAUGCGAUGAAACCAUUUCUUCCGGAACUAUUCAAAGGUCAAUUGGAUCCAAAGUUUUGUUGUAACGAUGAACAGGUGUCCAAAUUGUUUAAACAAAUGGCACUUCCGAAAGGAUUGACGAGUCGUUGUCCGUCUUGUACUUACAAUUUCAUCCGAACUUUCCUAUACAUGACGUGUAGUCCGAAUCAAUCAGAUUUUAUAAAAGUGACCAAAACUGAAAAAGCAGAGACAGAUCCUAAAAAGGAAAUGGUCGCUGAAAUAACCUAUUAUAUGACCGACCGAUACGCGACUGCCUUUUAUAAUUCGUGCGCAAACGUUCAGUCGCCACUAACCGGUGGAUCCAUUAUGACAUUGAUGUGUAUGCCUUAUGGCGAUCACUGCACACCCACUUUAUUAUUGAAAACGAUGGGCAAACACGACUCGCACGGCAUUUCUAAUUCUCCGUUUCAGAUAAAUUUCGAUUUGAAAUCUAAUUCGGUUGGCAUGUCAUCAAUGGACGCGCCAACAGUGUCUUGUGCUGACCCACCCAUAUCUUAUAUGAAUCAAUCGUGCAGUUGUACUGAUUGUCCCAUAAAAUGUAAACCUAAACCAUAUCCUAAACCAGAGGAGCCGUGGAUUGUAUGGGGAAUGGAUGGUAUGUGGUUCUGUAUGGGUGUCAUCUAUUAUAUAUUAGCCGCAGUUAUUAUCGGAAUUUUUACUUUUUAUUAUUUUAAGAGAAACUCAGGUCGAGUCCUAUUAGUGCCGGUCGUCAGUGAAGACGAUAUUAGAACUGAUGACAUAAAUGAUACUAAUUCUUCUCUUUGCAAAAGAUUAUCUCAAAGUUUAUUAAAUUAUGGCCUAAAGUUUGAUGGAUUUAUACGAAAAUGUUUCAAAAAUUAUGGACUAUUUUGUUCACAAAAACCUUAUGUUUAUAUUCUUCCUGUUAUUGGCAUUGCAUUGUCUGUUGGUUUAUCAGUGGGUGUAGUGACUCAUUUCUCGGCGAUGACAGAUCCGGUUAACCUAUGGUCGGCACCCGAUAGUAGAGCCCGAUUAGAGAAGAAUUUUUACGAUCAAAAUUUUAAUCCUUUCUAUCGAAUCCAACAAUUGAUAAUUUAUCCCAAAAAUGAUACGCCUAUUAUUCAUAUCGAUCCUUACAACACAUCUAUCAUUCAUACAUUUGGUCCGGCAUUUGAUAAAGAAUUUCUAUUACAAGUUCUCGAUCUACAGAAAAAUAUUACUAAUAUUAAGGUAUCAUUGGAUGGAAUGGAUGUCCAUUUGGAAGAUCUUUGUUUCGCUCCAAUGAAAAACAAUAAGUGUGCCGUUCAGACACCAUUGGGUUACUUUCAAAGUAAUGCGUCUCAAUUGAACAAAACGUUAAAUAAUAACAAUUACCUUGAUCAUUUUAUCUACUGUUUGGAUAACCCAUAUUCACAAAAUGACGACAAAUUUAAUAUUUCGUGUGCCGGCAGUUACGGCGGACCAAUGCUACCCAAUGUUGUAUUCGGCGAUUUUGAUAGAAAUAAUUAUAUCGGCGCCAAAUCGGUGGUCAUUACAAUUAUGCUCAACAAUAAUGUUAACAAAAGUGAUAAUCUAAGAGCACUUUUAUGGGAACAGAAAUACUUAAAUUUGAUGAAAAAAUACAAAAAUUCUAAUUUGAAAAUUAGCUACUAUUCUGAGCGGUCAAUAGAAGAUGAAAUUGAUAGACAAAGCAAAUCAAGUCUUGUAACGAUUGCCAUCAGUUAUAUCGUUAUGUUUAUAUAUAUAUCAAUAUCUUUGGGUCGGUUUACAUCAUUUAGAAGACUUUUUAUUGACUCGAAAAUGAUAUUGGGUUUGAGUGGAGUGGCGAUAGUAUUGUUAUCAGUGACCGCAUCGAUUGGUAUAUUAAGUUUUGCUGGCAUUAAAUCAACUUUAAUUAUUGUCGAAGUCAUACCGUUUUUGGUUUUGGCUGUUGGUGUCGACAAUAUCUUUAUAUUGGUUCAAAAUUUUCAACGACAACAAUUCGCAGAUGACUUUCCAAUACAAGAGAGGUUUGGAUGUGUUAUGGAAAGUGUUGCGCCGUCUAUUCUGUUGGCCACUAUAGCCGAGUCUUCAUGUUUUUUCUUGGGUGGUCUCACCUCAAUGCCAGCGGUUAAAGUGUUUGCAUUGAAUGCCGGCUUAGCUUUGCUGAUGGCAUUUAUAUUACAAAUGAUAGUUUUUGUACCAUUACUUGUAUUAGACACUUAUAGACAGUUAGAGAAUAGAUAUGAACUAUUGUGUUGUCUUAAGUAUAAAAAAGAUCGUAAUUCUCAGAACACGACUGACCAAAGAGGACUACUUUUCAGAUUUUUUGAAGAUAUAUACUCACCAUUUCUUAUGAAAGACUACGUUAGACUUCCAGUCGUAAUUUUAUUCCUGGGCUGGUUGUGCACAUCUAUUGCUGUACUCAAUAAAUUAGAAAUAGGUCUAAAUCAAGACUUAUCGAUGCCAUCCGAUUCCUAUGUAUUGUCUUAUUUUAAGGCACAAACUAAUUCGCUAAGAGUGGGCCCUCCGGUCUAUUUUGUAGUUAAGUCCGGUUUUGAUUAUCCUCGAAGACAACAACUUGUCUGUAAUAUUGCCGGCUGUUCGGCUAACUCACUGACAGCUAUCAUAAAUGAAGCCUCAAAACAACCCAACGAAACAUUUAUUGCCAGUCCGACCAACAGUUGGAUUGACGAUUACAUAAGUUGGUCGGGUAAUGGCCAAUGUUGUCGUGUCCGCUCAAAUGACACAUUUUGUAACUCAACAAUUACUAGUGAUCCUGAUUGCAAACCAUGUGCUAUCAUUACUGAUAAUGAGAUAAAAGCCGAAGAUUUUUAUAAACAUUAUAUUAAUGAUUUUCUUAACGACAUUCCUAACUCUAUGUGUCCUAAAGGUGGUGGACCCGCUUACCAUUCAGCCGUCAAUCUUGAAUAUAAUAAUAAUGACACAGAAAUAUUAGGAAUUAGAGCCUCAUCCUUCAGUUCAUAUCAUACAGUGAUGAGAACAUCCCAUGAUUUCAUAUAUGCCCUGAAAAAUGCCAGAAUUUUGGCCCAGAGUUUGACAAACUCAAUAAAUUCUGACAAUAAUAUCACCGAUACAUAUGUCGAGGUUUUUCCUUACAGUAUAUUCUAUGUAUUUUACGAACAAUAUCUGACCAUUUGGAUGGACACUAUUAAAAAUCUAGUGAUAACAUUGUCGGCCAUAUUUGUGGUCACUUUGAUAUUUUUGGGAUUUGAUGUGAUAUCAGCACUUAUAGUGAUUGCAACCAUUACAGCCAUUAUUAUAAACUUAAUGGGAAUGAUGUUUUGGUGGAAUAUAUCACUUAAUGCCGUAUCGUUAGUCAAUUUGGUUACUGCUGUCGGCAUAUCAGUUGAAUUUUGCUCACAUAUUACUCGUGGAUACGCUAUGAGUAAUGCUGUCACUCGUGUCCAAAGAGUAGAAGAAUCAUUGGCACAGAUGGGUAGUUCAGUUCUGUCGGGAAUUACAUUAACAAAGUUUUGGGGAAUCAUUGUAUUGGGUUUCGCCUCCUCCAAGAUAUUCCAGAUAUUCUACUUUAGAAUGUAUUUGGGAAUUGUAUUAAUCGGUGCACUUCACGGACUAAUCUUUUUGCCUGUCAUUCUCAGUCUAAUUGGAUCUAAUCUGAGACACAAAACUUUGAACAAUGGAUAGUCAUUAACAUGUUUUAUAUGUAAAUUUAAGAUAACCUUAUUAUAUACUUAUUUAAAAAAUGUUUUUAGUUUCGAUACCUGUUUAUACAGAAUA